Trematosphaeria pertusa is the source of this 4541-nucleotide messenger RNA. RefSeq lists its product as uncharacterized. NCBI's taxonomy places the organism in Eukaryota, Fungi, Ascomycota, Dothideomycetes, Pleosporales, Trematosphaeriaceae. The record is from RefSeq and is a predicted model, not a curated record. Gene Ontology annotation, molecular function: RNA binding; protein binding. Gene Ontology annotation, cellular component: ribonucleoprotein complex. Bases 480 to 4286 code for a protein of 1268 amino acids. The transcript is spliced from 3 exons.
AUCUUCUGCUGUGCGUCGCAAGUUUUGUAAAAGUGUCCUUCUCUCGGAAUAGCUGUGUGCUCAAAAGCUGCUUGUGUGCAGUGCGCAACGGCUAUCAGAUAACCUUGGAAGAUUGGCGAGGUGCACCUGCAGGCUCUGCCGUCAUUAGUUCUUUCGUCCUCUGGACCCAGCCCAGACCUCGACACUCGCAUCUACGUACCACCGGCGCAGAGUGUUAGCUCUCACGACGCCCUUCCGCUCCUUUCAGCCCUCGACUUGCGACUUCUGAGAUUUCAGUUCGGCAACAACCAGGCAUCAUCCCAUGCGCCCCUCGGCCUUGCUCUCGACCUGUCCACGGUCCCUGCUGCAGCUCUACUGCAAGACGAAAUAGCCCUCCGGACCCGGCGCUGGGGAAAAAGGAACAAGCAAAGACCCAGGCGGGGAUUCAAGCGGCGAGAGCUCAAUCCGUCAAGAAAGAGAUCGCGAAGAGUGGAAGCAUAAUGGACAUCAACUCGCUGCUGUCGCCGCAGGACUCGCCGGCGCAAGAGACACCUCCGCCGCAUCCUGCGCUCGCCUCGCCGUCGCUGCAGUCCCCAAGCAAGCGCGCCAUACGCCAAAUGCCCUCGCGCACCCCGUCCGGCCUCAGCCAGCAGAUCACGUCGUCGCCCCACAUUGCAUACCAGCAGCUCCCUUCCCCAGGCUUCGCAAACGUUGUCAACGGCAGCCGAGCGAUUCACAGCGCAACGAGCACACCGCCUCUAAACUCCCCUCACGAUGCGCGCAUGACACCUCCGCACCUGCUGCAUCGGCAGGCGUCGACUCCAGGCAUGGACACAUUAGCAGACCUGGCAUCGAUGCAGCAGCAGCAACAGGCUGCGCGGCAGAACUCAGUGUCCUCACGACCCUCGUUCAGCCUCCAAAACAUCCCGCGCACUCUCUCCGGCAACUCGACCACCGACAUCAGCAUGGGCGAGGCAUCGCCCAGGCCGCGCAGCUUUGCUACCAGAGCGCUCGACGAGCAGCACGUCGACUAUCUUGGACAGCUAGACAGGUCGUUGACCGAGAAUCCGCUAGACUAUUACAGCCACGUUUCUUUUGUCACGAUCCUGCACCAAGGCCUGCAGAACCAUUUGGCCUCGGUCGACCCCGCGAAUGCGCGAACGUACGAGCUGUUGCCUCUUCUGCAGGAUGCCUACAAGUCCAUGGCAAACAAGUACCCUCUCGGCGAGUCGCUGUGGGAAUACAGAAUAAGCGAUGAAAAGGCGCUAGCACGGAACAUCGAAGAACGUAUGAACCUGCUUGAGCUGUAUAAGCUAGCAACGCAAGACGAACCUUUUAGCGCGAAGCUCUGGGUUUCUUACGCAGACUACGUCGGUUACCUAAUAUCGUGUUCGUGGGACCAGCCUCCGCCCGACCAGUGGUCUGACGAAGAGAGAACUAUUGGACGCGAGCUCUUCACGCCACAGCUGUUGCUGGACAUCUGGCAGCAGGGCGCGGACAAGGUCAAGUACGACCUUGGCGACGGCAGCCUUGUGUGGGAUCGCUAUCUGCGAUUCCUACAAGACGACCUUGAGGGUGAGCGUGACCGCGAACGGGGCAGAGUCAGCCAGGAUAAGGCGGUGAAGAUCAUGACGCUUUUCAACGAACGACUUAGCCAGCCGCAUGCAACGUGGUCCGACACCUUGUCCAGAUAUAUUUCGUUCAUUUCCUCAUUCAACCUUGGCGACCCCGAGGAGGCCAUGGAGAAAGCUAUCCAGCAGAACACCCAUAUCAAGCAACAGUAUACCAAUCGUGAAGAUUUCGAGUUUCGAAUGCUUCAGGCCAUCCAGCAGGGCGACCGGGAUGCCGAGUAUCACGCGUUGACUCGCUAUUUGAAAUGGGAGAAGAAGACGAUAGGCAUCUACAGCUUCCCCAUCGUUAACGCUCUCUACGAGCGUGCUACGGUUCGAUUUCCCGUGGAUUCCACUUUAUGGGAGGAUCACAUCGAGUUUCUAAUAUGGCAACAAAACCGCUCGGUGGAUCUACUAAAUGUGCUUGAGCGUGCCACCCGCCAUUGCCCUUGGUCGGGCGCUCUCUGGUCACACCGCAUCUUGACACUAGAGGCCGAACAGAAAGGCUUCGACGAAAUUGAGAGCGUCAAGCACAAUGCAACUGAGACUGGACUGUUGGAGCACACUGACCUGGAGGAACUCAUCAAGGUCCAAAUCGCAUGGUGUGGCUACCUCCGCCGCAGAGCAUUCGAUGACCCCAAAGCUACAGAAGACGAUGCUGAUAUCGCCGAGGUCGGCAUUCGCUCCGCGCUCGAGCUGGUCAGGGAGAUUGGUAUGAAGAAACAUGGACGAGACUGGCCUGGAGAUUCCAAAUAUCGCCUUGAGCGGAUUCACAUCAAGUUUUGGACACAGCGCGGCAGCUUAGAAGAGGCGCGGCAUAUCUGGGAUUCCCUCGUAAAAGCGCAAGAAGAUUCUUACGACUUCUGGUAUCGGUACUACAUCUGGGAGAUGGUCGUGUGGGCAAACCAUGCGAUACGAGACAAGAGUAAUGCCGGGAAGCACCUGUCGUCGCCUUCCCGAGCUACGGCUGUGUUGGAACGUGCGAUGCAGCGCCUCCACACGAUCGACCACCCCGACCCACUGAUCGAGAUGUAUGUCAAUCAUUGCGAACAGCAUGAGACUGUGUUGAAGGUGCGGAGCGCUCAGGUUGAACGACGGAGGGCGGAGCUUGUAGUCUCUAUUAGGAGACAGAAAGAAGCUACCGCAGCGGCUACCUCAAGCGAGCAAAAUCACGUCGCGGAGGGUUCUGGUAAGCGAAAGAGGGAGGAUACGAAUGAUGACAUUUUCGCCGCAAAGAAGAGCAAACAGCUCGAAUUGGACGAAACUUCUCGACCGCCAGUCGCCUCGACCGAGGCUGCUGCGCGGCAAGCGAGUGAGGCCCCGUCGGAGGCUGUCUCCGUCACACAGAAACGAGACCGCGAGCAUACAUCGAUCAUCGUGCAGAGACUGCCGCCAAAUACCACGUCCACGCAGAUACGCAAGUUCUUUACCGAUGCCGGCAGCGUCCGCAACGUGACCAUGAAACCGGAAAAGGAUAGCAUGGUGGCCGUUGUUGAAUUUGAGACACCAGAGGAGGCUGACUACGCCAUGACUAAGGAGGCUAAAGGCUUUGAAGGCAAAGACAUCACGAUCAAGCGCGGCGAGAGCACGACAUUAUACGUUACGAACUACCCGCCCCACGCGGACGAGGCGUAUUUGCGCAACCUGUUCGAGCCUUUCGGCGAGAUAAUUGGAAUGCGGUUUCCGUCUCUCAAAUUCGAUACCCACCGUCGCUUCUGCUACGUACAGUUUGCCAACUCCGACGAUGCUGUUGCAGCCACCAGGCUUGACGGCACGGAUGUCGAAGGCCUGAAGAUCAUUGCGAAGAUCUCGAAUCCGAAUGUGAAGAAGAAGCGCGACGGAGCCACAGCCGAAGGUCGCGAGGUCUAUGUCUGGAAACUCAACUAUCGGAUCAGGAAGGCGGAAAUUCAGGAAGCUUUUUCAAAGUUCGGAAAGAUUGAGAGAGUAAACAUUCCGACCAUGAAGACUGGCAACAACAAGGGUUUCGGCUUCAUUGUCUAUGAGUCAAAAGAGAGUGCCGACGCAGCAGUAGCGGAGAUGAACGGUAAAGAUUUCUGGGGCAUGGAUCUUAAGGUCGAGAUAGCCACCGAUAGGCCAGACACGAAGCCAAAGGUCAAAUCGACGAUCGAGAACACAGGGUCGCCGGAAGCACUGGAAGCUACACCCGGCCAGGCAGAAACCACCUCAGACGCAGGCGCAACGACCGGUACCGUCGGCGAGCGAUCAAUUGCCCUUCUCAAUGUCCCUGAUACGGUCAAUGAUACGCGCAUUAAGACUCUUGUCGAGCCCUACGGCUACAAGAAGAUCACGCUCAUGCCACAACAUGGCGGCGCCAUUGUUGAGUUCACGAGUGUUGAGCAUGCCGGAAAAGCCGAGAUCGCUCUGCAAGGCCGCGAUUUUGAAGGUAGGAAGCUGCGCAUCGGACGCGUCAGGGAUCUCAUGAAGCAGAAAGGCGAAUGGAAAGCGAGCAACAGUUUCGUGCAGCCUACGCGCGUGAACAGACCGGCUGCCGCUCGAGGAGGCGCGCGGGGUCGAGGAAAGGUUGGGCUGGGACACAGGCCUGCAGUACCGAGGAGUGCCAUCAAGGAGAGUAGUGGAGAGGCUAAGAGCAAUCAAGACUUCCGCGCUAUGUUAUUAGGGAGGAAGGAGAGUAAGGACGAAACUGGGAGAGGCAAAGAGGACGCGAUAGAGCAGUAAUGGUAAGGCAUCGGCAUCCGCGUGGCCUAUCCGCAGGACACCAUGGCGUCUUUCAUCUUUUUAUGGGCGGUUUCCUAAGGUGUGGGAGUAGUUUAGCCUACUUCCACGGCGGAUAUUUGCAUGGGAACGGUGCAUCUGGUGCUGGAUCGAUCUCCCUUCGACACUUUCCGUGCGAUCAAGAAGGGCGAAUAUGGCCCCGUCUAUACUGUAGAAUAGUAGUAAUAGGAGCGAUCAAUCUCUACAUUUUUUUUUGGC